Messenger RNA from Westerdykella ornata, 675 nucleotides. RefSeq lists its product as uncharacterized. The record is from RefSeq and is a predicted model, not a curated record. Bases 117 to 539 code for a protein of 140 amino acids. The transcript has 3 exons. NCBI's taxonomy places the organism in Eukaryota, Fungi, Ascomycota, Dothideomycetes, Pleosporales, Sporormiaceae.
UUGGAAAAGUGUCGGAUGUCGGUGGUGCCAUGAUCAUUCAUGGUGUUGGAGGAGGGUUGGAUGGUUGUAGAGGUGUCUAGCCUCGGCGGCUACGAGAGGCAACCUUACCGCCGUGGAUGUUCAGAGCGCGCACCGACCGCCAAUCAGCAUCGCCAGCACCUCCAGCCAAGCCCCUCUGCGUGCAUGUUGCGACGCGUGUGGACUCAGAUUUGGCUGCCCCCCAGCUCCCAUCGCUUUCUCUCGCACUCUCCCCUCCUGCAAUUGCCUCCCUCUCUUCGCCCUACUCUUCUCGAAUUCUCCUCUUCCUCAUUGUGGUCGCCUUCACCCCUCCACUGCUACCCUCACUCGCUGUCCCUCCUUUUAUGCCCUUCUGCUCCACGGCCGUCUCGAUAUCCGAAAUCGAAUCCCGCCCAUACGCUACCCGCCGUCGACUGGAUCGCAACCGGGGAAGAAAAUAUAUAUCUUUGGGGCAGUUGGGAGAGAAGCAAGCUUCUGGCCAUACUUGGGACGACGGAGAGGACCCCUCUUUGCCCCACUGAGGUGGCAGGAUAGCUACUGAGAUUCGAGGCUUGACGACACCAUACUGCCGGGUAUCUCAUAGGAAACCUUCGUCAUGUCUCUAAAGCAGGAAAUCGAGACGUGGGUGGCAGCCCUCGCCCACUACGACAACAACGA